Oppia nitens is the source of this 864-nucleotide messenger RNA. Its product is annotated as tigger transposable element-derived protein 4-like. Gene Ontology annotation, molecular function: sequence-specific DNA binding. The record is from RefSeq and is a predicted model, not a curated record. Lineage: Eukaryota; Metazoa; Arthropoda; Arachnida; Sarcoptiformes; Oppiidae. The transcript has a single exon. The annotation marks the transcript as partial.
GUAUCCAUUUUCACUGUCUAUGUGUCUCAUUAUGACAACAAAAUGACUGAAUGUUUUAUUAAUGUGUCAUCAAGUGAAGACUCAGAGGUAAAUCAAGUGAAUGAUAUGUCAAUGGAUAUAUCAAUAACCUCAAGAAGUAGUGAAUUGAAUCUGACAUCUGUAUCAACGAAAAAGUCAAAAUUAAAGACUAGACGGUUAUCAUAUACAAUACAAUUCAGAUUGGAAGCCAUUGAAUGGCAUAAAAACAAUGGUAAUAAUCAAUCAGAAACUGCAAGACAAUAUGGGACCUCAAGACAAAACAUUGCAUUAUGGUUACAAAAUGAAGACAAAUAUUGCAAUUUAUUAGACAAUAAGUCCGUUAGUGUGAAAACCCGCCGAAGACUUCUUAAACCACGUAUCGGUAAAUUUCCAGAAAUGGAGUCCAAACUUAUUGAGUGGUUUACUAAAACACGAAAUGAUAAACUUUUCGUCACAUAUGAAUUAUUAAUUAGCAAAGCAUUAGAGAUAUUUAAUGAAAUCAAUACCAAUAAGAGAGAGACUGUGGGUCUGGAGAAGUCAGACAGUCUUCUGUUUAAAGCAUCGACUGGUUGGGUCCAAGGAUUUAUGCAAAGAUAUCAAUUAUCUGUCAGAGCUGUUACAACAAUUGGUCAGAAAAUACCAAAGAAUGCGAGAGAAAUCAGUUUUUGUUUUUUUCAAAAUGUGGAUAAUUUUCGUUCUCAACAAUUGCUGCAAAAUAAUCAAAUUAUUAUCAUAAAUAUGGAUGAAAUACCUGUUUAUUUCGAUUUACCACAAAACCACACAAUUGAUAAAAUUGGUAACAAAUCAGUAGCACUGCGGACGACAGGACCAAUGAGAAGACUAGAU